Messenger RNA from Anisakis simplex (herring worm), 1050 nucleotides. The record is from the annotation of a GenBank genome assembly. Lineage: Eukaryota; Metazoa; Nematoda; Chromadorea; Rhabditida; Anisakidae.
AUGGCAAACAAGGUUGAAAGUAACACUCAGCAAUGGUUCUGGUCGUGGAGUAAUUUCUCACUGGAUGCAUUGGCGGAAGCGGAGUCGAGACUUUUUUCAGCUGUGCGGUCCAGCAUUAUCUCAAAAUUCAUCAAUGUACGUUUAGCCUGCAGUCAAAUAUAUACGAUAACAGCAAAAACAGAAACAACAAACGAACGUCUUGUGCCAUUAGUAUUCAUCCACGGAUUUGCAGCAGGUGUCGGUAUCUGGGCAUCGAAUAUCGAUUGUGUUGCUGAACGUCGUACGGUUCAUGCUAUUGACCUACUCGGAUUUGGCCGUUCCUCUCGUCCUCAAUUCAGUCGUGAUCCGACGUUAGCUGAACUCCAAUACGUACAAUCAAUUGAGGAUUGGAGACGUGAGAUGAACAUAGAUCGAAUGAUUAUUGUUGCUCAUUCUUUUGGAGGCUACUUAGCCAGUUCAUAUGCACUCGAGCAUCCGGAUCGUGUUCGUCAUUUGAUACUCGUUGAUCCAUGGGGAUUUCCCGAGAAACCAACUGAAGAUCGUCAGAUUAAACCAGUUGCAUGGAUUCGUGCUGUCGCAACGGUUGCAUCGAUGUUUAAUCCGUUAUCAGCCCUACGGGCUGCAGGACCAUAUGGCGCAGCACUGGUGAAAAAGCUGCGUCCAGAUUUGGCACUGCGUUAUGGGAGAGCUCAUCCGGACGCCAUUUACGAGUAUAUUUAUCAAUGCAAUGCUCAAGCACCGUCUGGCGAGAUCGCUUUUAGCAAUAUGAGCUAUUCAUUCGGUUGGGCUAGACGACCCAUGAUCGAUAGAAUAGCUGCAUUAUCACAAGAAGUGCCGUUAACGUUUGUUUAUGGUAGCAAAAGUUGGAUUGAUUCAGCGUCGGGUAUUGAAGUGCAACAGCAACGUCCAAACGCCUACGUUGAUGUUCAGGUGAUUCGUGGUGCAGGUCACCAUGUUUAUACGGAUCGUGCAGAAGCGUUCAAUGCUGUACUACGUCGAACCGUAGAAAUGAUUGAUGCGAAUGAAGAUCUUAUCGAGCAGUUUUCGUAA